This is a messenger RNA of Rattus rattus (black rat), 2144 nucleotides long. RefSeq names its product mitochondrial fission regulator 1 like (gene Mtfr1l). The transcript is spliced from 7 exons. Gene Ontology annotation, cellular component: mitochondrion. Gene Ontology annotation, biological process: mitochondrial fission; aerobic respiration. The record is from RefSeq and is a predicted model, not a curated record. NCBI's taxonomy places the organism in Eukaryota, Metazoa, Chordata, Mammalia, Rodentia, Muridae. Bases 425 to 1294 code for a protein of 289 amino acids.
CUAAACGGGGUACCGCAGAAGGCGGGCUCGAUGAGCGACCCGGUGCGUCACCGGCGUCUCCGUCUCGGCGCAGCGGAGCGCGCGUUCCCUAUUCCCGUGCAAGUUCUCGCGGGAGGCGCCGCUGUCUGCCCCCCUUAGUGAGGACACUAGUCCCGAGGCGUAGUUGCUGGCCAAGUCACUCAGCGGUUGGGGUCGACCCAGCCGUUGGAGUGCGAUACGCCCGGGCCGCGCGGCGUUUCUGGGACCUACGCCGGCCUGGAGGCUAUUGUGCGCUCCGGCCCGGCCCGUGGGUCCAAGGGCCGCUGGACGCGCGGAAAGGAAGUCUCAUGCUCCAGGAAAUGGCCUGAUAUGAAGGAGUCACACCUCCAGCCUUCCCUGUGGGUGCCUUGUCCUUUGGGUGCAGGAGCUGGCUGAAACAUCAGGAAUGGAAGCCAAUGUGACUAUCCCAAUCUGGCAGAACAAGCCACAUGGGGCUGCUCGCAGUGUGGUAAGAAGAAUUGGGACCAAUCUGCCCCUGAAACCUUGUCCACGGGCAUCCUUUGAGACCCUGCCCAACAUCUCUGACCUGUGUUUGAAAGAUGUGCCUCCAGUCCCGACUCUGGCUGACAUUGCCUGGAUCGCCGCAGAUGAAGAGGAGACAUAUGCUCGGGUCAGGAGCGAUACACGCCCUCUGAGACAUACCUGGAAGCCCAGCCCUCUGAUUGUCAUGCAACGGAAUGCCUCAGUGCCCAAUCUGCGUGGGUCUGAGGAGAGGCUCCUGGCCCUGAAGAAGCCAGCCCUGCCUGCCCUAAGCCGCACCACUGAGCUGCAGGAUGAACUAAGCCACCUGCGCAGCCAGAUUGCUAAAAUAGUGGCAGCAGAUGCAGCUGCGGCCUCAUUAACGCCAGAUUUCUUAUCUUCAGGAAGUUCAAAUGUCUCCUCUCCUUUGCCUUGCUUUGGAUCCUCAUUCCACUCUACAACUUCCUUUGUCAUUAGUGACAUCACUGAGGAGACUGAGGUUGAGGUCCCCGAGCUUCCAACAAUCCCCCUGCUUUGUUCUGCCAGCCCUGAAUGUUGCAAAUCAGAACACAAAACUACCUGCAGCUCGUCUGAGGAGGAUGACUGCAUCUCUCUGUCCAAGGCCAGCAGCUUUGCAGACAUGAUGGGCAUCCUGAAGGAUUUUCAUCGGAUAAAACAGAGCCAAGACCUGAGCCGGAGUUUACUGAAGGAAGAAGACCCUGCUGUCCUUAUCUCUGAGGUCCUUAGGAGGAAGUUUGCCCUGAAGGAAGAAGACAUCAGUAGAAAAGGAAACUGACAGCACUGACUGCAAACUCUUCUCUUGCUCCUGAACUCCUUCAAUAGCUGCCUUCCUCACUGCGGAUGUCUGUCUCAGUUGAGAUCUGAACAGUCUUGCUGACUAGGGCUUGGGCUGGAAGAGAAGAGCUGGAUUAUGUGUUACCUGCACUUAAACCUUGGCAGAGUCUAAGGUCUAUGGUUUUUGGAGAUGUGACAUUUGUUACAGGUAAUUGGGUAGAGUGGAGUAUCUCUGCUUAAGGCGUGAAGUUUGUUUUUUCUUGUCUCUGAAAAAUAAGCCCUCUAUGAAUGACUUAAUUAACUCACUGCAUUAGACUCCAUAAUUGGUCUCACUGGACAUGUUGUGCACAGCGGUCACUCUCAGCAGCUUCCCUGCAGCACCACGGGGCUGAGGGGGAGUGGCUGUUAGUUCAUGCUCACAGGAAGGUCUUCUGCUGCUCCAUCACAGACAUACACCAGUGCCCACAGUCACCCUUUCCCUCUAGCUGCAGAGGUCAGGCCACUGGGCCAGCCAAUAUCUGGGCUGCUGCAGGGAGGCCUGGCCUGUUUUUUCUUAAACAUUUUAUAAAACUACAACCUGAUCUACCCUCCAGGGCCUCAUUAGUUCCACUGAUUGAAUUUUUUUUCUUCCAUGGACUUACUAAGUCCAUCUUGGAAGGAGAAAUGUGGAGACAAAAAGAGCAUACCAUCCUUCUUCUAGGACAGUGACUGAUCUCUCUAGGUUGGGCCAAGAUUUUAUUUACUGCAUCAUGCAUGACUCAGGUGCCCUCAGGGCCCUUUUCUCUAUGGUAUGAAUACUGUGUGUUUUGAGUUGAAGCAUUACCUGAUAUUAAAUGAAGGAUUUGGAGAAA